Eurypyga helias (sunbittern) is the source of this 657-nucleotide messenger RNA. It is a transcript of the gene ZNF511, whose product is annotated as zinc finger protein 511. The transcript has 5 exons. The annotation marks the transcript as partial. NCBI's taxonomy places the organism in Eukaryota, Metazoa, Chordata, Aves, Eurypygiformes, Eurypygidae. The record is from RefSeq and is a predicted model, not a curated record.
GAUGGGGACGUUCACAGACACCUCUACCUGCAGGGUGUGCUCACCAGCCUCGCGGAGGUGGCGGAGAGACCCAAGGUGUCUGAAUUCAAUUGCCAUAUCCCUGGGUGCUGCCAGGUCUUUGAUACGCUGAAGGGCUACGAGCACCACUACAACACGCUGCACAGGAACGUCUGCUCCUUCUGCAAGCGCUCCUUUCCAUCGGGGCAUCUCUUGGAUAUUCACAUCUUGGAGUGGCACGACUCACUCUUCCAGAUAAUGGCUGAGAAGCAAAACAUGUACAAGUGUUUGGUAGAAGGCUGUGUGGAGAAUUUCAAAAGCAGCAAGGACAGAAAGGAUCAUUUGGUCGCUGUUCACCUUUAUCCCGCAGACUUCCGGUUUGAUAGACCGAAGAAAGUGAAAAGUGGCCCAAAGCACGUGAGCUUUCCCAUGAAGCAGGGUGCCGGCGUGCCGAUGGAUAUGAGUGUGGAGACAUCGGAGCAAUUCCAAGUGGACGCCAUGGAAAUAGGGCCAAGUGAGAACACGAAGAUCCCUCAGCCUGCAGCCAGCCAUGGCCCGUCGGUGCCAGAGAAACGACUCUAUAAAGCCAGGAUCCCAUCCACAAUCUGCUUCGGACAAGGUGCCACCCGAGUAUUUAAAGGACCAAAGAAGAAAGUCUGA